Molecule: messenger RNA, 3636 nt
Organism: Rhinichthys klamathensis goyatoka
Lineage: Eukaryota; Metazoa; Chordata; Actinopteri; Cypriniformes; Leuciscidae
Product: putative helicase mov-10-B.1
Exons: 22
Coding region: 151-3207 (1018 amino acids)
Molecular function (GO): RNA binding; 5'-3' RNA helicase activity; ATP hydrolysis activity
Source: RefSeq, a predicted model, not a curated record
ACAAACCUAUCGUAGAUCUUAAGUUUCGUUUCCUCCGUCUUACUUCCGCUGAAACAGCUGCGCUUUCAUUUUUAAAGCCAGUGUGGAUCAUAACUGACGCUUACUGUAGGCUACAUUACCACAGAGCUCACGGUACCAACGGCAAGAAGCAUGGUACAGAAAAAGCUUUCUAAAGCUGAUUUGCUUGCAGUUGGAUUGGACUUUAUAGAGUGGCUGGAGGAAAGCAACAGGAGAGCCACUACUGAUAGAACCACUCUCAAAACAGCCUACAAUGAAGAGUUCCGAGACAGGGAUGGAGUCAGAGACCCAAACUUCUCUUCAGUUCUCUUUGCAAUGAGAAUGUGCAGAAAAGCGCGCGUCACCAAGACAGAUGUUUACUUUGGCCGAAAUGUCCGAACGAGGCCACUUGAUCAAUGGGACAGACCCCAUCGCAGACAGUCAAUCAAAGCUAAUCCCCCUACUAUGAGAAAUGGUAGCUCACCGCCAUCCGCUAGUGCGCAGGGUCCUGACCCACCAUCAGUGCCAGGGCCAGAGAGUGGAGUCAGAGGCAGGAGAAAACUGGCAAAAGACAUCCUACGUCGACUGAACAGUACAGAGAGGUCUGUGUUUAUAGCUGAUAAGCAUGGGGUGCGGGUGUCCUCAGAGCUGCAAAUAGAGGAUGGCAAGAUCCAGUUGUGUGUGGAACAGGCAGAAGUUUAUGAGCUGAAGCUGUUUGUGGAGAACACGGGUCAAGAGGCCGUGUAUUUCACUUACUACACUGCUCUUCACUGGCUGCAGUGUUUCACUCUGGAAGACAGCAAGAAAGUCACACGCAACAAUGAACUCCGCCUGGAACCAUGUGAAAAGUAUGAGGUGACCUUGAAAUUCAAAUCAGAUGAUAUGGGAGUUCAUUCAGCCAUUCUGGCAUUUGAGUUUAAGGAAAAUACCCAGGUCACCACCCGUCCUUUCCACAUUGUGCGCUUCAUUGAGGCAGAGUACAGGUCUGAGCUUACAGCACUACUGGGUCCUACAGCACCAUUUAGACAUCAAAAGCUUGAGACCUAUGAGCCAAUGAGGUGCAACAUAGAUGAGGGCAUUCCACCCGAGAGUUCUACCCAAAGCUUUUUGAAAUUUGUGCUGCCACUGGUGCCUUACCAUCUUCCUUCUUACAUCUCUGACUUAGUUGAGGUCCUGAAAGUUAACCGUUCUUUCCCGAGUCUCAGAACACAGCUCCAGGAACAAAAGUCACUACUUGACAGUGAUCUGGAUUUUCUGAACUACGAUAAGCGCUUUGAUUUACUUUUGUACCUGGAGGAGGAUCAGAUGCGUCUGGACAUUAAGAGAUAUAACAAAGAAGAUGUGUCCAUGGAGAAGGACCAUGAGAACAGACGACUGCUGGUCUUAGAGCUCCCUGGUGUAUCAGAGAACAGGCCAUCAGUCCUGAGGGGAGAUCACCUGCUUCUCACCAAGAGUGAGGAGGUCAAUUUCUCAACUGUGACCAAAUACAAGGGCUACGUCCACAGAGUGGAACUGGAUCAAGUCAAACUGGGCUUCUCCAGAAGGCUGCUUGACGAUUUCAUAGAUAAUAUGAAGUUCCGUGUGGAGUUCACAGUGAAUCGUCUCCCAUUAAAACUGCAACACAGAGCUGUACACAUGGCGGUCCAGCACAACCUCAGAGAUGUGCUGUUCCCCGUGGGCUCAAGGAAUGUGACCCCUGUUUCUCCCCCUGCACUGAGACUCUUUGAUCAACAGCUUGAGAGGAACCCUGAACAGAAAACUGCAGUAUGUAACAUCGUUGCCGGUACGUCCAAGCCGGCACCGUACCUGGUGUUUGGACCUCCUGGCACUGGUAAAACCGUCACGAUAGUAGAAGCCAUCAAACAGGUGGAGAAGAAUAUACCCGAUGCCUAUAUCCUAGCUUGCGCUCCUUCUAACAGUGCUGCUGAUCAACUGUGUGAAAAGUUGAUCACUAGUCAACAUGUUGAUGCACGUAAAAUAUACCGACUCUACGCUAGUUCACGCAAUCCAAAUGAAAUCCCUCAAGUCUUACAGAACAACAGUAAUGUGGAAGGAGGAAUGAUUAUUUUCCCAUGCAAAGAGGAUCUAAUGUCCUACAAGAUCCUGGUCAGCACUCUAGUCACCGCAGGCAGACUGGUCAGUGGGGGUUUUCCUGUGGAUCAUUUUUCUUACAUCUUUGUGGAUGAGGCAGGACAUGCUGUGGAGUCAGAGACCAUCAUCAGUGUGGGAGGACUGCUGAAUGCAGAGACUGGGCAGCUUGUUUUGGCUGGAGAUCCCAAGCAGCUGGGACCAAUCCUGAGAUCUCCUUUUGCUAUUAAAUACGGACUGGGUCUUUCUUUGCUGGAGAGGCUGAUGACACAAAAUGAACUUUAUCAGAAAGGUACUACAGGAUACGACAACCGUUAUGUCACCAAACUGCUGCGGAACUACAGGUCUCAUCCAUCCAUUCUGAAGGUUCCUAAUGAGUUGUUCUAUGAUGGAGAGUUGCUGUCAUGUGCAGAUGUGAUCAGCUCUAACCAGUACUGCAGCUGGGAGUACCUGCCCAAAAGAGGAUUUCCAGUGAUUUUCCAUGGAGUGAUUGGAAAGGAUGACAGAGAGUCAAACAGCCCCUCCUUUUUCAACAUCUCUGAGAUCAACAUAAUCUUAGACUACCUGAAGAAGCUGCUCCUGACACAGGCCAAGAAGGGCAUUCCAAAAAUUUCCCCCAAAGAGAUUGGUAUUAUCGCCCCCUACAGGAAACAGGUAGAGAAAAUCAGGAAAGGCAUCAAGAUUGACAGGGAACUUAGAUCCUGCAUUGGCAUUGAAGAGUUAAAGGUUGGUUCCGUGGAGGAGUUUCAAGGCCAAGAGAGGAAAGUGAUCAUGGUGUCAACUGUUCGCAGCAGCAAGGAACACUUCACUUUGGACGAAACAUUCAAUAUUGGGUUUCUCAAGAAUGAGAAGAGAUUCAAUGUGGCGGUGACGAGAGCAAAAGCCCUGCUGAUCAUGGUGGGAAACCCCAUCAUUCUACAAACAGACACAACCUGGGGCAGGUUUAUUAAUUACUGCAUUGAGCAGGAAGGUUAUACUGGAUAUGAUAUUUCCAACUUGGAGGGAACGGAGGAGGUUGUUAAGCGUCUGAUCGCUCUAAACAUCCACCAGGAGAUCACAGUGGAAACAGAGGAGAGUGUGGUCCAGCAAUAUGAGAAUCCUGCAUGGAGACAUGAACAUUAAAAUGAAGUGUCAUUAUUAAAGCCCCUCCCACUCAGGUCUUCAUUAGCAUAGCCACACCCCUUUGUGAAGUUACACUGGAAAAGUCUUAAACUUAGAAGCUUAAUGUUAAAGCUAAAACAGUACUAUGAUAUAUGCAUUAAAUUGGUAAUUCAUUGUUCUCAAGAUAUGCUUUUAAUAAAACUUGUCUGUCUAUGCAAUAGAAACUAGAAAGGAACUUUUUUAAAUGUAUAGAUUAUGAUCAGAGCCGGACAGUAACGGAGUACAUUUACUUGAGUCGAGUACAAUUUUGAGGGAUCUGUACUUUACUCGAGUAUCAUUUUUGGAGAGUACUCAUGACUUUACUCAAGUACAUUUGAGAGGCAAAUAUUGUACUCUUUACUCCGCUACAUUUCUAUCCAUAACCGUGAGUACCCAUUACUUACUUCUAAA